AUGUCUUUGGCGCCGCACGACAACACGCCGCCCUUGCUGGAGGAGUCAUCCAACCCGACUGCGAUCGAGGAACAAUUUAGUCCAGAGAUAUCUGUCCAGGCCGAUGGACGGCACAAAGCUGGAUCGUCGCGAAAGCGACAGAAGAUCAGCCUGGCUUGCGAAGAAUGCCGCGCGCGCAAAAUCAAAUGCGACGGAGUCCGUCCCGAGUGCAGUGCCUGCAGACAGGCUCCCAAGGGCGUCCGAGCUUGCAGAUACCUGAGCGAGCCCUCGAGGCUCUCAGGGCAUAAGCGUGCCAUGCAGUCGCUCCAUGACCGUCUAGCCUAUCUAGAAGCCAAGCUGCGAGAAGCAGAGGCACACAAAUCGGCUGAGAAUAUAGAUAGCAGCAACAAGGAGCAGGACGAGGAGCCGGUGUCGAUACAGUCGCAGUUGCUCAAUUUGGAUCCGUUUCCUCUUCCAGGCACUCACUUCGAUUCAAGCCCACCUAUUAUCGAUCCAAAUCUACUGCCUGCUAGUCAUGAGGUCUCGAAAUCCCCGACUAGCCUAGCGAUCAACGGCAUGGGGAAAAACGAGAGUUCAGUCUCGCAUAAUAAUUCAACUGCUGUAAACGCCAUGGGGAUUACCUGUGUGGGUUCAGACAUCGCAACGGACACGGACAUGAGCAGCGAGUUCUAUGGCGAGCCCUCUGCGGCAUCACUUCUUAAUGACAUCCAACAUCAUUCCCAUCGGGUGUCUAUACCAACGAUGCAGGGUCGUGACAGUCUCAGUCGACACCCUCAAACGCCUAGGCACACACUUUCCAUGCGUCACUCAGGGGACAACGAUGACUUCCAUCUCCCCCCACAAUUCGUGGCCGACGAUUUACUGAAACUUUACCGCAUAAGAGUGCAAAGCAUUUAUCCAUUCCUAUGUUGGCCGAUAUUCAUGGAAGCAUACAAUCGCCUCUGGCUUUCUGACCCGGAUGUGAAAGCUAUGCCUCAGCUUACUGGCAUCGGCCUCGGAGGACCGAACUGCUCGAUACCAGUGUUCUACUGCGCGCUCAAUGCAGCAUUCGCCCUGGCAAUUCAUUUCACAGAGGCACCUGCCAAUGAACGCAAGGAGAGAGCCGCUCCGUUCGUGAGGCGCUCCCGUCACCUGAUGCGGCUUGACUUUUUGGAUCACGGGGAUCUGUCCACCAUCCAAGCGCUGCUCAUUCUGGCACGUUACCUGCAGAACACGGGUCUCUCCACCCGCUGCUGGAACGUUGUGGGAACGGCUCAUCGCAUGGCUCAGGGCUUGGGUCUGCACCUUGAGAUAGGCACAGGCACAGCAUCUGAGCUAGAAACCGAUAUCCGGCGUCGAGUGUGGCACAGUUGUGUGUGUCUUGAAACAGUCGCAGGCAUGUUAACAGGUCGGCCAUGCUCCAAUCCUGAUGUAGCCAAGGUCCCCUUCCCAGACUUGUUGGACACAGCCAUGUCUGAACCAUCUCCUCCAGAGAAGACCGACCAAGGCGAUUCAGACACUUCUUCAACCAUGUUCUUUAUACAUGCGAUUAAGCUUAAUCAAAUUUUGAAUAGGAUCCUCAGACAAGUUUACGGUUCUUCGAAAAAGCUUGCGGAGUGCAAUUGGUCCCACGAUAAUGAGGAACCGUACUUGGCGCAACAGCUGGCAUCCAUUAUAGUCCUUGACCAAGAGUUGGAUAGGUUCAAGGCCGAACUGCCCGACUCUCUUUCCAUAUCGAAGAAUGCCUCUACAUCCUAUGAUUAUGAUAUGCUAGCACACCAGAGGCAUGUUUUACACACGAGAUUUCUGCAUAUUCGCUCAUUACUCUAUCGACCCCUACUCGUUCAGUUAUACAGAAAGAUAAAGGCCGAAGGCAAGGCAAGCUGGCAUAAAACCUCGCCCAACACGCUCAACAGAGCCUUUGUUGAGAAGUGUUCGCUUGCCUGCAUUGGCACCGCCCAAGCAUUGAUCAACCAUAUCAGUACCACCUCAGGGGCAAUACACGGCGGUUCGCCCUGGUUUACUAGCUAUUAUAUGUACCAUGCGGCUAUGGUGAUCAUUCUAGCCGACAUAUGCUAUUCAGACUUGCAUUAUCCGAAUCACGAUAGCUUUCACAAAUCAUGGCAAAUGUGCCAGGACUUCUUUAGCCGAAUGCUAGAGUAUGACUCUGAGGCUUCCCAAUAUUUUCGGGGCCUGGAGCAUAUUUCUAGAUCCAUCGGAUCUAUGCAUGAAUCAUCAGAAGAUAACGAGGCUGCAUUGGAUUCCGGUAGUCUUCAACAGUGGCAUCAAGAAUUUACCUUCUAUAAUGUCCCAAACACUUCCUUGGACCAAAUACUAACUUUGGCUGGUGGGGAGUUAAUGCCUAGCAUGAAUAAUGAGAUUGGUGCCGAACCCUCUGCUACUAGCAAUCAGCUAUGGACACUCUUCAAAUGA
This is a messenger RNA of Clonostachys solani, 2412 nucleotides long. The record is from the annotation of a GenBank genome assembly. Lineage: Eukaryota; Fungi; Ascomycota; Sordariomycetes; Hypocreales; Bionectriaceae.